AUGGGAUAUCCUCCGCAAGCUAACCACGGCUCGACUUCCGGCCCAUACAAUCCAUAUCCUUCUGUUCCUCCACCACCACCGUAUCCCCGUAACUGGGGACCGCAGCCGCCAAGGCAGGCUCCGCCCUUACCGCCUCGGCCUUUACCUCCACCAUUGCCGCCUCGUUCUCCUCAGCCUCCGAAUUAUGGACCGCCUCCAGCUCAGAAUCUUCCUGCUGCUCAGCCUCCUCGCAUGAUCAAGGAUGAAUCAGAGAUCUAUAUCCGGAUUCUCGAUCCGCCUCCAAAUAUUCCAGCUGAACACAGCUCAAACUACUAUAUGCUCCGCAAGUGCUCUUAUCCCACAGACAUCGCAUAUCCCGCUUUCUGGUUUCGAACUACAUCUGUACCCGAUUUCAAUGUCUGCACCUACUGUUUCGAAACACACAUCCGCAACUCCCAGUUUGCUUCGAUGUUUCAGGGCACACUAGAACCGGCUUUCCCCAGUACUAGGUGCCAUUUUGGAGUUCCAAGGGUAUUGAGGAUGUUGUGGUCGUUAGUGCUUCAAACGAACAAGUUCGCGUCCUUGAAAGCAUACAUGGAGCGCCGGGUUUCACUUCCACGAUGCUAUGGCUCUCAUGGCGUUGUGGGAAGCAAAGCCGAACCAGAAGGGAUCAAAUGGUACUCUCCGCGGAACAACCAGGCCUUAGGCUUUGUCGCCUGCGAGGCGUGCUACGAAGAGCAAGUCAAAGGAACAUCCUUCGCCAUGAAUUUCGAGCGUUGCCCGCGAGCACAAGGUCCAAAUGAUACCUGGGCGUGCGAUAUAUCAUUCUCAUAUAUGCUGCGGGCUCUCAACUUGUAUAGCAUGGCAAACAUGUGGCCAUCUUUCAUCGCCUCUGCCACUCGGCGGGUGAGACUGCCAGAAUGUGUAGGUCUCUCUAGCGUCAAGACGGGCACAAAAUCGUGGUACACCACUGCAACGCCAAUCAAGGGCGCUAUUGUCUGCGAAGCGUGUUAUCUGGACCAUGCUGGGCUCACUGACUUCGAGCGGGAAUUCGUACCGUAUCCUGUCGACGACACCACCCGCAAUCAGGACUGCAAUUGCGACUUCUGGUCUUUACCCUUGAAAGUUAGCAUGGAAGUAGCGCGAGACACCUAUAACUUCUCUAUAUUUUGGGAUGCCUUCAACGUCUUCUCCAAUAAUCCCCCUUGUACGGAUAAGGGUAUCACAGACGGAACAUGGUACACCCUCAAAGGCGGCUGCGAGAACUUCGAUCUAUGCGUAACCUGUUACACCGGCUGGGUCAAAGCCCUGAAACUAACAAAACAUUUCGAACCACGCUCAUCCCCCCCUCCCGGCACCAAUCUCAUGUGCGACUUCAACGCCGCCUCCCCCCGCUUCGCAAAAUACAUCAACAAGUACGCCGAAGCAAUCAGCACCCCCAACUUCGCUGCAUUCUCCAAUUACGUCCACCUCGUCGCCACCCUGCCCAACUGCCAAACAACCGAAUUCGUCGCCAACCGCCGCUGGUGGAUCUUACAGAACCUCGAUCCACGCAAGACAGUCCACGUCUGCGAAUCUUGCUACGAGGACGCCAUCCGCGGCACCGCCCUCGCACACAUCCUAGAGCACACCCCAACACCCCUCCCGCAAGCCGUCAUGUGCGAAAUGUACUCCGCCAACAUGCGCGCACGCUGGGCCGCCCUCUCAAACUCCAAAACCCCCGACAUCGAGGCCUUCGUGGAGUACUGCCAGCACCGCAACGCCGUCUACACGCAGACCGUGCCAGCCAUGAAAGCAAUCGUCGCUCAAGCUAAAAUGCGCCUGCAGCAGCAGACGAUGCUGAAUGCGACGAGUAGUUUCUAUAAUGCUGCGAAUGCGAUUACGGCGCCGUCGGCGCAGAUACAUUAUGGACCGGGUGGGGUCACGGGGGGUCAUUUGUAUGGGAACGGCGCGCUGGGGUAUCAUUGGGAGACGCCGUAUGGGGUCCAGGGGGCGGUUGCGGGGCAGCAGGCGAUGGGGCUGGUGGCGCAGGGGAUGGGGGAUACGGCGAGGGUGGGGUUGUUGGAGAGGAUGUGGAAGGAGGUGGAGUAGGGAAGUGGCGGGGAUGGGUUGAGUAUAGCUGGAGAUCGGGAUUGUGGGGACGGUUGUUGGAUAGAUAUUCUUGUGGGCUUCCUCGGUCGUUGAGUUUGGCGUGUUAGGCGUGGCAUCCAUGUUGCUAUUUGUAAGUGAAAUUCCUUCGGUAUGUCGUCCGACAUGACUUCAUGGAUAAUGACAGGUGGUUUCUUGCAGGUUUGGUUUUCCGGAUUAGGUUCUUAGAGACGGGGAGCUGGCUCUAUAUCUCCUAAUCCGGCAGAGAAAGAAUGAGAUGGUGAACUAUCAGCAUAGCGUAAUGCGGAAUGAGUAUGAGUACGAAAUUCAUUUGACUUGGGCAGUGAGUGCGAGUUGAAGAAAGUGAGUUUGGGCUGACGUGGAUCUACUCUUGGGAGUCCUUUCUAAUCUUGGUAUCCGCUUCUUGAUCCGGAAGUUAUUUUCUUGGAGCUUAAGUUCUACUCCAGCUGAGGAGGCUUAAACUC
This is a messenger RNA of Mytilinidion resinicola, 2552 nucleotides long. RefSeq lists its product as uncharacterized. The record is from RefSeq and is a predicted model, not a curated record. The transcript has 2 exons. The coding region runs from base 1 to 2070 and encodes 689 amino acids. NCBI's taxonomy places the organism in Eukaryota, Fungi, Ascomycota, Dothideomycetes, Mytilinidiales, Mytilinidiaceae.